UACAAUAACAGCAGAUAUUUUUGUUUUAUUUUAUUUUAUUUUAUCUUCUUCUCUGCCGUUGAGUGUUGACGGUUGUUUGUUUCUGUUUAUUUUCCUCCCACUCUCAUGCUCAUCUUCAAAAUCUAACACCUACCCACUUCGAUUCACCUCCAAUUCUGUCAAACCCCUCAACAAAUUUUCCAUGUUUUCUUAACAUUAUUUUCCCUCGCUUUCCCGGGAAUAUUUGGUAGAUUUAAUUUUCCUUCAAUUCUGGUUGUCAUCUUCAAAAUCUAACAGCUGCCCACUUGAAUUCACCUACAAUUAUUUCAAACCCUCAACAAAAAUUUCAAUUUUUUGAAACCUGAAUUUCCGUCUCUUUCCCGGGUAAAUUUGUUAAAGUUUAAUCCAAUGGCUGCUUUAGCAGCAAUCAGAUCCAAAUCCUCCAAGGCAACGGCUUGUUUGACGGUGUCUCAGUACAGGUACUUGAUUUUCAAUUACAUGCACGCUGGCCGCGUGGCCGUGGCCAGUUCUUACUGUACGAACCGUACGAAAUACGACGAUCACUUCAACAACAUGCCUUAUCACUUCACUUCAUUCAAACCCGUGUCUCUUCGUGGUGAAUUGAUUGAGAAGGGCUCUAAUUUGAACGCGGUUAAAGGGUUUGAUAGAAAUAGUAGUAGCAGUAGUACUAUGAUGAACUCGUAUGGGGAGCCACCAGAGGUGUGGCAGCCUCCCGGAGAUGGAAUUACGGUUCGGGGCAGUGGCCUGGGUCAGAAUUUGGCCCGUGGAGGCGGAGGCGGGUCUGGUUCGAAGGAUGGGUGCUGGGGGGGAUCCAAUUUGGGGCACAAGUUUCCAACUCCUAAGGAAAUCUGUCAGGGGCUUGAUAAGUUUGUGAUUGGGCAGGAGAGGGCAAAAAAGGUGCUCUCUGUGGCGGUUUACAAUCACUAUAUGAGAAUUUAUAAUGAGUCUUUGCAAAAACGGCCAGCCGGAGAUUCUAGUAGCUACGUAGUAGAGACAGCAGAUGACGAUAAUGUGGAACUGGAGAAAAGUAACAUUCUGGUAAUGGGGCCAACAGGCUCAGGGAAGACUUUACUUGCCAAAACCUUGGCACGGUUUGUGAAUGUUCCCUUUGUUAUUGCAGAUGCAACUACUUUGACACAGGCAGGAUAUGUUGGGGAAGAUGUGGAGUCCAUAUUAUACAAGCUCCUCACGGUUGCUGAUUAUAAUGUUGCAGCUGCUCAGCAGGGCAUUGUUUAUAUUGAUGAAGUUGACAAGAUCACCAAAAAGGCUGAGAGCCUUAAUAUCAGUAGAGAUGUGUCUGGAGAGGGUGUUCAACAAGCUUUACUAAAAAUGCUGGAAGGAACAGUUGUCAAUGUUCCUGAGAAAGGAGCUCGAAAGCAUCCUAGAGGUGACAACAUUCAGAUUGACACAAAGGAUAUACUUUUCAUAUGUGGGGGCGCCUUUAUUGACAUAGAGAAAACAAUAUCAGAAAGGCGUCAAGAUUCAUCUAUCGGAUUUGGUGCCCCAGUACGGGCUAACAUGAGGGCUAGCGGUGUUACAGAUGCUGCUGUAGCUUCAACUUUGAUGGAGACUGUAGAAAGUAGUGAUCUCAUUGCAUAUGGUCUGAUACCAGAAUUUGUUGGACGAUUUCCUGUUCUUGUUAGCUUGUUGGCGCUAACAGAAAAUCAACUUGUUCAGGUCCUGACAGAGCCAAAGAAUGCCCUCGGGAAGCAAUACAAAAAGAUGUUCCAAAUGAACGGUGUCAAGCUGCAUUUCACAGAAAGUGCAUUGAGAUUAAUUGCUAAAAAGGCAAUAAGCAAGAAUACGGGAGCUCGGGGGUUAAGAUCACUAUUAGAAAGCAUAUUGAUGGAUGCCAUGUAUGAGAUUCCUGAUGUUAGGAGAGGAGACGAUGUAAUAGAUGCUGUCGUAGUCGACGAAGAGGCUGUAGGAUCAGAGGAACGCGGUUGUGGAGCUAAGAUUCUUUACGGUAAGGGCGCAUUGGAUCGUUAUCUUUCUCAAAACAAAAGGAAGGACUUAGAGAAAAGUGUGGAGGGUACAACAGAUGGAGAGGGCGAAGUGGAUAGUGAGAUUCCAUCAAUUGUUGCCAGCAUGUGAUAAUGUUAUGUUUUUAUAGAUGUUUUAGCUGUAACUCAAUCUCUCUGUGUACAUAAUAAAUUUAGUAAAUUAAUUUGUGCAAUUAUAUUUAUAUAUACAAAUCUACAAUUCAUCGAAAUUCUGUAUUCAUCAUAUUACCCUCCUUGGUGGCCAAAAUUGAAUUAUAGUUAUGUUAUUAUUUA
Messenger RNA from Pistacia vera, 2276 nucleotides. Its product is annotated as CLP protease regulatory subunit CLPX1, mitochondrial. Bases 388 to 2094 code for a protein of 568 amino acids. Gene Ontology annotation, biological process: protein catabolic process; proteolysis; protein folding. The record is from RefSeq and is a predicted model, not a curated record. Gene Ontology annotation, cellular component: mitochondrial matrix. The transcript has 15 exons. Lineage: Eukaryota; Viridiplantae; Streptophyta; Magnoliopsida; Sapindales; Anacardiaceae. Gene Ontology annotation, molecular function: ATP-dependent protein folding chaperone; ATP hydrolysis activity; ATP binding.